This is a messenger RNA of Neoarthrinium moseri, 747 nucleotides long. RefSeq lists its product as uncharacterized. NCBI's taxonomy places the organism in Eukaryota, Fungi, Ascomycota, Sordariomycetes, Amphisphaeriales, Apiosporaceae. The record is from RefSeq and is a predicted model, not a curated record. The coding region runs from base 1 to 747 and encodes 248 amino acids. The transcript has 2 exons.
AUGCAUUCCUCCACUCUUAUCUUCACCCUCGGUGCCUCCUUGCUAGACCUGGCUGCCGCUCAUGGUUAUGUUAGCGGAGUAAAGGUCAACAACGCUGGCUGGUUUCCUGGAGCUGACCCGGUGUGGUACUACCUACCGAGCGGAGCAGCCGCGCCGACCACAGGAUGGAAUGCACUGAACCAAGAUAAUGGCUUCGUCGCACCCGACUCGUACCAAACAAGCAACAUUGCUUGUCACAAAAACGCGACUGCCGGGCAGCUUUACAUCAACGCCAAUGCCGGAGAUUCUUUGACAUUCUUCUGGAACACUUGGCCGGAUACCCACAAGGGCCCAAUCAUCAACUACAUCGCACCCUGCAAUGGUGACUGUACGACCAAAAGCGCUGCGAGUCUCUCCUGGACCAAGUUCAGCGAGGGGGGUUAUAACGCUGGCACAUGGGUAACCGAUACACUCAUUAAAAACAACUUUACCUCCUCGACUACCAUUCCCGCCAAGCUCAAGGCGGGCAACUAUGUGAUCCGGCACGAGAUCAUUGCGUUGCAUAGUGCGGGUAACGACAACGGGGCCCAAAAUUACCCGCAGUGCCUCAACAUCAAGGUUGGGGGCAGUGGCUCUGUCAACCCGCCCACGGGUACUGCCGCCACGAGCCUGUAUAAGCGCACUGAUUCGGGAAUCCUGUUCGACCUCUACAGAAGCUUCACAAGUUACCCUAUUCCAGGGCCAACUGUCUGGACAGGUGCCAACUAG